GAGUGGAGACACUAUCCUGGAAUAUGGCGACUGCGGGGAGACGUUGAGAUGUUCGCCCAAGUGAUCCAUGGACUGAACUCCUGGAUAGGACAGGGUCAGUCACUGGAAGAUGAAACCACAGAACUCGUACGGCACAGAAGGGUUCAGGAGCUGCCGCUUCUUCUGGCUGCCAAGGAAAAUAAUGUUGUUCUUCUACGGGAACUUCUAGAGGAUGAGACGUGUGAUAAACUUCAAAGAGGGGCUGUGGGAGAAACGGCUCUUCAUGUUGCCGUCCAGCACAAUCACCUGGAAGCGGCCAAGAUUCUCAUAGAAAGAGCUCCUGAUCUUGUAAACCAACCCAUGACCUCGGACCUCUAUCAGGGACAAACCGCUUUGCAUAUCGCGAGUGUAAAUCAGAACAUCAAUCUGGUCCGGCUCCUGAUAGACGGAAACGCUGAUGUCUCCUCGCCUCGCGCUACGGGGACUUUUUUUGCUCUAAGGUCCACAAACAUCUUUUACUUUGGGGAACACAUUUUGACCUUCGCUGCUUGUGUGGGAAACACCGACAUUGCCGAGUUACUCAUGGAUAAUGGCGCUGACCCACGAGCGCAAGACAGCUGGGGGAAUACCGUUCUGCACAUCCUGGUUCUCCAACCAAACAAGGUCCUCUCCUGCCAGAUGUUGGACUUCUUGCUCUCCCGGGAAGUUCGAUUAACCGGACCAUCCCUGUGCCAGAUUCCGAACGCAGAGGGGCUCACACCAUUGAAGAUGGCUGCUAUCGAGGGGAAUGUCACGAUGUUUCAGCACUUGGUACAGAAGAAGGGGAAACUACAGAGGGCAUUCGGUCCCGUUACGUCCAUGUUUUAUGAUUUGUCAGAAAUCGACUCUGUGGAAAAAGAGAAAUCUCUUCUGGAACUCAUAGUGUCCUCCAACAAAAGUCAGGCUCGAAAAAUCCUGAACUUCCCCCCAGUUAAAAGCUUGCUAAAAAAGAAAUGGCGUCACAGAGGGAGGCCGUGUUUCUGGAUCCUGACGGCUGCCUACGUGCUGUAUAUGAUCUGCGUGUCCUUAUGUUGUGCCAACAGACCUCUUAAACCGCGAGAAGACAACACGACCAGCUCCAGAGACAUCACUCAGUAUGUGAAGAAAUCGCUACAGGAAUCAUACGUGACAUCCGAGGAUCUUCUGCGACUGUGUGGGGAGAUCAUAUCUGUGAUCGGAGCCAUCUUAUUCAUAGUGAUAGAGAUCGUACAGAUGUGGAAAGCAGGACUCAGGUGUUUUGUAACCUACAAGAUUUGGGAGGAGCCUUUUCAUGUCAUCAGGUUUUCUUUCUCCAUCCUGAUCCUGGUGACCCUUAUUCUGAGACUCACUAACACAGACGGAGAGGUGGUCCCCAUGUCCAUGGCGUUGGUUCUCGGAUGGUGCUACGUCAUGUACUUUGCCCGAGGUUUCCAGAUGCUCGGACCUUUCACCAUCAUUAUCCAAAAGAUGGCAGCAAGUGAUCUGCUCAAAUUUGUUUGGCUGAUGGCUGUGGUUGUGUUUGGGUACAGCACAGCUCUCUAUAUCGUCUUCCAGACAGUGAAUCCAGAAGCCCUGGGAGCGUUCAGUCCAUACCCAAUAUCAUUGAUCAGCACCUACCAGCUUUUCCUGAAUGUUCUCAAUGGACCUGACAACUAUGACGUUGACCUCCCCGACAUGUACAGCUUCCUUUACGCGUCCUUCUGUGUCAUUGCCUUCUUGCUCAUGUUCAAUUUGCUCAUCGCCAUGAUGGGAGACACACAGGCAGCCAUGACUAAGAAGAAAGAGGAGUUAUGGAUGGCGCAGAUCACCAGUGCUACAGUAACCAUGGAACAAAAGUUCCCAAGGGGUUUGAUGUUCGGCUCCAGAUCCAUUGAGGAAGAAUUGGAAGGAAAGCAAUAUCUCAGUGUUGAGGAGAGAAAAUGGCAUCCUCUCCCAUCAAUGGAUGGAAGUGAUUCUAGCGAAGAAUCAGAUGAUGAUGUCACAGAUUUGCCGAAAGAAAAGGGAACGGAUAAUAAUAAUUGUAACACAAUCAGUGACGAUCGCAGAAUACCAGCUGUUAUCAUUCAGGACGGGAACAGCGAGAAUCCAAUAAAUGAUACGACAACGGAAGAAGAGAUAUUCCACUUAUAGAGUUCUGUUAGAAAUUGCACAAGCGCUCUUCACAUUCCAAUCUUUUUAUCAUA
Molecule: messenger RNA, 2180 nt
Organism: Spea bombifrons (plains spadefoot toad)
Lineage: Eukaryota; Metazoa; Chordata; Amphibia; Anura; Pelobatidae
Product: transient receptor potential cation channel subfamily V member 6-like
Exons: 15
Coding region: 49-2127 (692 amino acids)
Biological process (GO): calcium ion import across plasma membrane
Cellular component (GO): membrane
Molecular function (GO): calcium channel activity; protein binding
Source: RefSeq, a predicted model, not a curated record